AAGGGAGCUGGCAUGGGAGCUUAUGUGUGAGAACUGCGAAGUUGCCCAGGCCGGGAGUGCAGGCAGAACAGGAGUGGCUGUGCCUUGACAGGCACCCGUGGCCAGUUCCCGAGGAUCGCUGGCUUCGGUGCUCUUCUCCUCUGGACUCUAGAUGCAAGUUUUCUUGCCUUCAGGAGUUGACUCGUCAUCUUUUAAAAGGCAGAUGUCUGCUUCCAGAAUAGGCUCCCUCUUGCCUUUUUUUUUCUUCUUUCUCUGAGCUGCCUUGAAGAAUCUAAUAAUGGGGCAGACACGCUACUCAAGACCGGUAAAUCCAGCUCCCUCGGCUGAGGAAGUGGAUCAUCCGCUGAGUGAUGGUGGGAUGGGAGCUGAUGUCCUGGAAUCCGGAGACACUACACCUCCAUCCAAGAGGAAAAGCAAGUUUGCUGGCUUUGGAAAGAUCUUUAAACCUUGGAAGUGGAGGAAAAAGAAAGCCAGUGGCAAGUUCAAAGAGACUUCAGAAGUUUUAGAACGAAAGAUUUCAAUGCGAAAGCCAAGAGCGGAGCUCAUUGAAAGAGGGGUUCUAUUUGAAGACCCUGAACAGGAUGGAGAAGAGCCAGACAAAAUUACCCACAUGGCACUGAAAAACGGGCACACAAUCCCCAUCGACUGUUCUGGGAUCACCGGCCUAGGACACCUCGAGGAAGAGCCUGGGAGAAGGUCAAGCCUUAAGAAGACCAUUCCAUCGGAGGAACCAAAGAAAUCACAAGGAUUGUCCAGCGGUCAUCUCAAUUCGGAACUGGCGCCCUAUCCUGAUCCUCACGCCCCCAAGCAACCUUUGCUUCCUCCCAAACGGCCAUUGUCACAGCCAUCUUCCCAGGAGGCGAGCGACACACACGUACAGGAUCUCAUCCCUAUCAGUGCUGCAAGGACUAUGCCUUCUUCUACAGUGGCAGCGACCAGCGGCAUGGCAAAGGGGACCAAUUUUUCCACUGCUCCUUCCCCAGCCCCCAGGACUGUGCCCCCGGCUCUCUCAAAUGCUUCCACUCUUGUUCCUGUGAGCACUACCAACACAGCCCCUGCCAAACAGCCCCCCAUCCCGCCUCCAAAGCCAGUUAAUAGGAAUAGCAACCCUUUAAUGGUUGAGUUGUCUCAAGCAAUUAGUGGUGGCUCAGCUUUGCAGAAACCUUCUCCGCCUUUGCCUCCGAAAAGAGGCAUCCCACUGAACGUGUCUUCGUCGCUUGAAAUGGCUGCUGCCCCCAAGUCGCCCAGCGACAGGAUCAUGCCCUCAUCCCAUCGCCCUUCCUCGAUACCCGGGCACAUGAUGCUGCCACAUCCUCCACCCUCUCCGUCGCCCCCUCUGCCUGCUCAUGUUCCUCCUGAACCCCAACAUGCCCCAUUGCCUACUUCCAUCCAUGGGGUAGACCUCCCGCUUUCCUCUGAACUGCCAAUGGAGGCCCACCAAGAUGGGCUGUUGAAUCUGGAUGUGGCCAGAAGGGCCACUGAGCAUGGCUUUGGAGAGCCUCACGUGCCUUCGCGGCUGCCCCAGAUCCCUCUGCACAUUCUUAUUCAGCAGGCUCUCACAAGCCCCUUGCCGGCAACCCCACCUGGGGAAGGGUCACAUCGGGCUCAUUCGCUGCUCUUUGAAAAUAAAGGCACCUUCGAGGAUAAUGGCACCGUAGGCCGGACGAGAUCACUUCCGGUGACCAUCGAGAUGCUGAAAGUUCCAGACGAUGACGAAGAGGCAGAGGAUGUCCGAGAAGACGUGCACCAUCCCAGUUCCCACGUUUACAUCGGGGAGGACCCAGUGGUCACAGUCAUCCCCAGGCUAGUGCUGCAGACGGUGCAGGAUGAAGAGGAGGGGCCCAGUGACUCGGACUCCGAGGGCCCCAUUCUGUACAAGGAGGAGGAGGAGGAGGAGGAGGAAGACGACGACGAAAGCCACAACAGUGCGCUAGCCAACAAGGUCAAGAGGAAAGAUACCCUUGCCAUGAAACUGGGCAACAUGGCCCCACGGCAGGAGUUACCAGAGGAGAAUGUUUUUCCUCGGAAGAGCAAGGAGGAGUGGAAUGAAAUACGACAGCAGAUUGGGACCACGUUGAUCAGGCGAUUAAGUCAGAGACCAACUGCAGAAGAACUGGAGCAAAGGAACAUCCUUCAGCCAAAAAAUGAGGCUGACCGGCAGGCAGAAAAGCGGGAAAUCAAACGGAGGCUCACCAGAAAGCUUAGCCAAAGGCCCACGGUGGCUGAGCUGCAGGCAAGGAAGAUCCUGAGGUUUAACGAGUAUGUUGAAGUAACAGAUGCUAAUGACUAUGACAGGCGAGCAGACAAGCCCUGGACAAAAUUGACGCCAGCUGACAAGGCUGCCAUCCGAAAGGAGCUGAACGAAUUCAAAAGCUCUGAAAUGGAAGUCCACGAAGAUAGCAAGCAAUUCACUCGGUAUCAUCGGCCAUGAAUGUGUUUCUUGCAAUACCAUCAGAAGAGGAUUGCGGUGUUUGCUGUGUUAUCCCAGCGAGGAGGAACCUUAACGUUUGCCCAAGAUUUGCCUUCCUGACAUAUCCAGGAAAUGACUUUCUACAGGGAAUGGAAAAGAGUAGGGUUUAGAACCUUUUUCAAAAGUAGCAUUACAUCAGAAGGAAUUUGUCUCAAGUGCCAUCAGAUCACAAUGGAAAAACAAAAAAACGUCAACAAUGAAACACUAUACCUCACACACUCAGCAAUACUGCUUGUAGCCAGGAUCAGCCUCUGGCUUGGAUUCGUCAUACAUGGCUCCAUCAUAUGAAAGGGUAACGCACCGUCCACAAUUCCUGUCCUGCACUCUCUGGCCACAUCUACUGUAAAUACGUUCUGUGGACUCUUUUAAUAUCACUUUUGUCAAGAAAGAAAGAAAGACUGGAGCUCUUACCAAAAGAUUUGGAGCUAGCAAAUUGGGAGUACGUGUGUGUAUAUCGGUGUGUUUGCUCUGUACAAACGAAGCUUAAAAACCAGUAUCGUCCUGGCAAGAAACUGACACGUUACUGUUUUAUGUCCUACUUAAUAUUCAGAAUCACUACUGACCAAUUUUUCUGUUGUCCUGUGGUGGAAUUGUAUAGUUCUUAAAGGACAUGUACUGAGUCUUGUAAAAACUUUUAUUUUUUUCUCCAGCGUACGGCAAAAACAUCCUCCUCCAAACUUGCUGUAAAGUUAAGAAGCCUCACUUAAAAAAAAAACCUUUAGCCUGUUAAACAGGAACUGCAAAGCCUGAAAUGAGUUGCCUUGGUGAAGUGGCAGUGUGGAAUAUACUGUAAUUUUUUUUAAAAAAAAUCAUCACUUCCUCUUUCUUUUUAAAAAAAUGCUUUUCAAAACCAGAGAAAACUUGCCUUUUUGUAGAUGUGUAGCAAAACUUUUAAUUUGAAGGUUCUACAUUUUAUCAGAUAAGGGCUUAAAUCUGACUUUUUAAAUAUGAGAAGCAAAAUGGGAUAUCCUUUUAAAAAUCAGAACGGUUGAGAAUGACAUCCUGAGACACUGCCAGGAUGGAAGAUGGAGCCGGGGGCAGGGGGGGGGGAUGAUGAAUAUAGGGAUCUGGAGGGUGUUUUAAUGUAAGCGGGGUUUUUUAUCACUGGUUCUUGGCUGCACCUCCACUUUUCUGUUCUCACUUCACGGGUGUAGACACAAGACUGUAUUCACCGCUUGCUGGCCGCACACAGCUGAACAUGUCCCUUGUGACCCUGUGCUGACUGUCCUUAAAGAGUUCUUGUGCUUAUACUGCCAUUUCUUCCCCAAAUGCCAAACAUCUGGGGAGCAGGAUGACUCAAUGCAAGAGAAGGGACAGGGCUCCUUGAAUCUUUAACAGCUGCAUCAAAGAUGGGACUUCAGGAUUUAUUACACACACAGAUGAGAAAAUCUUAACACCGGUUGAAAUGGAUUCUGCUGUGCAAUUUUCUCUCCCUGUAUUUAAAGAUUCUCAAGCCCCAGCCUCUUAAUUGGAUCUGGUCACCUUAUCAGCGGAGCCAGGAGACCAAGGCAUGGAAAUCUCAAGUGCUGCCUUCGUGCCUCUGACUCUUCCCACAUCCAUUACAACUCUGAACUUUUUUGUUCUUCCCCCAUCCCACUCCUGUUCCUGAGCAUCAAGUCACUGUGAGACUAUUUCCCAUGGGGUAGAGGAGUGGGGUUUGCCUCGUCCCCCUCUAUAGCAAUCCUUAAAAACAAGGUGCAGAGAGAGAGGCUCUCGCGUGUAGGAAACAGUUGGGUGCUGGUGCACCCUAGAUCCGAACUGCUUUUAUGAUGUAUAAAAUAUCUCUGUAGAGGAAAUCAUUGCAUUGUAUAUCUGUCUUCCUAUCAACAAAAUUUUAUGAAAUAAAAUUAUUUUAGGAUUUUUUUUUUA
Eublepharis macularius is the source of this 4339-nucleotide messenger RNA. It is a transcript of the gene PHACTR4, whose product is annotated as phosphatase and actin regulator 4. Gene Ontology annotation, molecular function: actin binding. Gene Ontology annotation, biological process: neural crest cell migration; actin cytoskeleton organization. The record is from RefSeq and is a predicted model, not a curated record. Lineage: Eukaryota; Metazoa; Chordata; Lepidosauria; Squamata; Eublepharidae. The transcript is spliced from 13 exons. Bases 278 to 2431 code for a protein of 717 amino acids.